UUUGUUUUUUCUUCUUCAUAUUUAUACCUUAUGUACCUAGCUAUAUCCGACACCGACCGAAUUGCAGCAGCAGGAAGCCUUUUGUCAAAAGCACUGGAUCCUGUCGGGAUAUCUGACCGUGCAACAAUAAUUGCAUGCACAUUAAUCCUUGGUACCACAUAACUUCUAGUUAUAUACGCAUGUCUCAACAUCUCUUACCCGCCAAUUCGAGCAAAGAAUCUUCCGCUUACAACACUCAUGUAUCUCUCUGGCAUCAUCUGGUAUAUAGGCGACAUGGUCACAAAUGGCCAUAUUAAUGCUGUUGGAUUUUGGCAGAAUUGCAAGCUGUGGGUGAUCUGGGUAAGGGCAUUCUUCGUAUGUUCCUAUGCUGCUGCCAUACUUAUGCGCGCCUAUACGAUAGAUCUCAUCUUUGCUCAAGGGAAGAAAGAUCGGGGACUGCCAUUUUACAUACCGAUGGCAGCAUUAUUUACUAUCAUAUUCGUAAUCUGUACCAGCGCACAUGCUGCUGGUGGUGAGUCACCAGUUCAUUUUAUCUCACGUGUACAAAUGUGCAGUAUCUCAUUGUACUUUCUCUAUAUCGGAAUGGCAUUCGUCUGGAUAUCGUUGACCGCCUGUAGAUUUAUAAUCUGGCGUCUUCGUGAAAUUUACUCAUUGUUUAGCGAGAUCGGCGAGUUCUUAAUAAUCCUGUUCCUGGGAAUAUCUAAUAUCCUACACACGGCUCUGUUCACAAGACUUGUUCCGUAUUACCCGCUUAACAUAGGGUAUCGAGCAAUGUCAGCGAUUAUUGAUACAUGCAUCACAAAUAUUUCAGUAUGGAUUAUACUUUUCACACCAGUGUUUAGGAGUAUAUUCUACCGGCGAGUGUACUUGGAAGACUGGCUACUGCAGCUAGAGAGUGACAGGAUAGCGUCAGUAUACAAAAAAGUUGAUGAAUACUCGGAAUCUGUCAGUGUAAGAUUCUCGCACCAAGACGAUACAGCAGACGAGAAAGAACUUCCAGCUCAGCCAGGAGAGCUUGAGCUAGGCGGCCAGCUGAACAUCCAGUCUGACUUACCAAGUAGAUGCACUGAGCGAGGAACUCCUAGCCACCCUAUAAAGUUUCAUGCUAUCACCAGUAGAUUACCACAAUAAAUGCAUCUUGGCUUAUAUUUCUCAGCUAAGAAAUGUGAUAUAGAAUACGCUCUGAACAUCCAUAAGAACCUUGUAUAUCGUCA
Molecule: messenger RNA, 1214 nt
Organism: Linderina pennispora
Lineage: Eukaryota; Fungi; Kickxellomycota; Kickxellomycetes; Kickxellales; Kickxellaceae
Exons: 1
Coding region: 238-1131 (297 amino acids)
Source: RefSeq, a predicted model, not a curated record